GGAAGUUCGAAUUGAGGGUUGGCAGGCGACCGGCAACCGCUAGAGGGCAACCAUGCACCUCUUUGAACUUUACUGACGCCAUCCCAUCCUCGAAGCCUUGAUCGCCCCUACGCAAGUGCUCAACCCGCAUUCUUACGAAGACGUUAAGGUAGCUGCCGUCGAUCGCGCCGACUCGAAUACCCUACGCGACAUGCUAUAAAGUAGAACGAAUACCCGCUAUCCUUUCCACCUCGAUAUCGCGAGUCCUCGGCCUCGGGCGCCGCGACCCAGACCAGGGAACCCCUCCUCAAAUAUCACAAUGAGUGAUCUCGAUAAAGCUAUCGCGCAACUGCGCGCUUGUCGACCGAUACCCGAAGCGCAAGUCCGAGAGCUAUGCCACAAGGCUCGCGAGCUGCUCAUUGAGGAAGGAAACGUUGUCACGGUCACAGCCCCCGUCACGAUAUGUGGCGACAUUCACGGCCAGUUCCACGACCUCAUGGAGCUCUUCCGAGUAGGCGGCGAUGUUCCCGAUACCAACUACCUCUUCAUGGGUGACUUUGUAGACCGCGGCUUCUACUCCCUCGAGUCCUUCCUCCUUCUCCUCUGCCUCAAAGUCCGCUACCCCGACCGCAUGACCCUUAUCAGGGGCAACCACGAAUCCCGCCAAAUCACUACCGUCUACGGCUUCUACGACGAGUGCCUUCGGAAAUACGGCUCCGCCAACGUCUGGCGAUACUGCUGCGACGUAUUCGACUACCUCGCCCUCGGCGCCAUCGUUCUCGGCGCAUCACACACAUUCAACUCCACCCCGGGACAAGACCCCAUCAGCGAAGAUACUGAGAUUGAGGUCUGCGACCAGAACGGCUCAACAAUGAGCCGCUUCCCCCGACAGAGACGACCACAAAGGCAACCUACGAAUAGCCCCAACGGUGCCCCCUCGUCCGGCGGCGACAAGACAGGCCCGCCAGGUAGCGGCGCAUCAGGAAGCGCGUCAGGUUCCAUAGGCAACCCCGCCGGAGCCAUUCUCUGCGUUCACGGCGGUCUUUCCCCGCUUAUAGACAGCGUAGAUAAGAUCCGGCUGCUGGACAGAAAGCAGGAAGUCCCCCACGAGGGCGCCAUGUGCGACCUGCUCUGGUCCGACCCGGACGAGAUCGACGGCUGGGGCCUGUCGCCGCGCGGUGCGGGCUUCCUCUUCGGCGCCGAUAUCGUCCGCGACUUCAACCACAAGAACGACCUCUCGCUCAUCGCGCGCGCCCACCAGCUGGUCAUGGAAGGCUUCAAGGAGAUGUUCGACGCCAGCAUCGUGACGGUGUGGUCGGCGCCCAACUACUGCUACCGCUGCGGCAACGUGGCGGCCAUCCUCGAGCUGGCCGAGGACGAUUCGGGCACGGGCGUGUUUGCGCGCAGCAACGGCGAUCGGGGACGCAGCGACGGUAAUAUCCGGGGCACCGACGACCAGGUGCUCCUCCCCGGGCCCGCGAGGAGGUACCGCGUGUUCCAGGCCGCGCCGCAGGAUUCUAGGGGCAUGCCUGCGAAGAAGCCCGUGGCGGACUACUUUUUGUAAGGGUGAGGUGGUUUGGUCAUGGACUCUAUCUCCCCCAGUGGAGGCGAGAGAUAUUCCCGGUAUAAUGACGAUACCAAAGCGUUUUUUUUGUUUCAAACGGCACAAAACACUUUAAGACGAAAAUAGCGAAAAAAGACAGAACGGAAUGGUCAGCGUUACUGGGCAAAAUUUACGUGUUUCCCCCUGAUCGUGUACGUAUAAAGGUCGGUGGAGUUAAGAGGAGUUG
Molecule: messenger RNA, 1769 nt
Organism: Colletotrichum scovillei
Lineage: Eukaryota; Fungi; Ascomycota; Sordariomycetes; Glomerellales; Glomerellaceae
Product: calcineurin-like phosphoesterase
Exons: 4
Coding region: 299-1543 (414 amino acids)
Biological process (GO): double-strand break repair via homologous recombination; peptidyl-serine dephosphorylation
Cellular component (GO): nucleus; cytoplasm
Molecular function (GO): protein serine/threonine phosphatase activity
Source: RefSeq, a predicted model, not a curated record